AUGAUUCCGUCAUCAUCAACCACUCCAACCAUUCCAUCUUCCUCAGCAACAACAACAACAACAAUCAUUCCAUCCUCCUCCUCAGCAACAACAACAACCACAACACCAAGGAAUAAAUUGUUAACCACCAAUACCCUGUACAACAACAACAACAAUCCAUCGAAUCAUAGUGGUCAAUCGAUCAUCCCUAUGGUUCAACAACAACAACAACAACCAAUAAUUUCACCACUUCCACCCAUGAACACCACCACCCAAACAACAACCACUCAAACCCAAAUUCAUACAUCAUCUCAACCCUCCAAUGAUAUCAUUGGAUUCUCAGAAGAAGAAUUAAAAUCGAUUGAUCAAUCAUUUUCAAUUGGUGCAAUGAAUGCAUUUGGUAUGAAACAAACUGAAUCUGAUAUUUUAAAUCAAAUUGAUCAAAUAAGUUUAUUACAAGUAAGAUCAUUUCUAGGAUCAAUGGAAAUUGAAUUGAAACAUCCAAAUAUAUUUUGUAAUAAUAUGGAAAACUCGAGUGGUAGUUCUGGUCAUGCAAUGAAUUUUGAAUCUUUUCAAUCGGUAGCUCAGGCAUUUCAAGAAAAAGAAAAAUCAAUUUCAAAUCUAGUGAAAGAUUUAAAAAUUAUAACAAAAUCCAUUGAUGAUAUCAAUCAGAAAAUUCAUCAGAAUCAUCAUUAG
Messenger RNA from Naegleria lovaniensis, 675 nucleotides. RefSeq lists its product as uncharacterized. NCBI's taxonomy places the organism in Eukaryota, Heterolobosea, Eutetramitea, Acrasida, Naegleriidae. Bases 1 to 675 code for a protein of 224 amino acids. The transcript has 2 exons. The record is from RefSeq and is a predicted model, not a curated record.